CCAUUCCCUCUCCUCCACUCUUCGACGAGCUACCAGGCCCAGGCCCAGACCCAAGCCCAAGCCCAAGCCCGAAGCUGAAGCCUCCCCGGCGACGAUGGCCGCCGCCGAGCCGCCGCCGCCCACCGGGAUGGGAUUCCUCGGCCUGCUCAGCUUCCGCCGCAGCGCCACCGCCGUCGCCUCCUUCGACCCCGCGCAGGACGACGAGCUGCAGGUGCUCGACGCCCUCCAGGCCCACGUCGCCGACCGCCUCGCCGCGCUCUCCUCCUCCGUCUCCGGCAGUCAGGCCCCGCUCCUGUCUCUUGCCUUCCUCUCCAAGCUGCUCGACGCGGUGCUCUCCUCUGACGAGGCCUUCCGCGAGGUGCUCGGGAUCGGCCCCGUCGCCGCCGCGCUCUCCAGGCCGCCGGCCGACCGCCUCGCUGUCGAUCUCCUCGACCGCGCCGUCAAGACCCUUGAUAUACUCAACGCGGUCUCCCUCACGCUCGCGUCGCUCCGGGGCUCGCACCGCGCGGCGCUUACCGCGGCGUCUUGCCUCCUCGCCCCGCCUCUGCACCGCGCCCACUUCGGCCGCGCGCGCCGGGCCAUCUCCAGGCUGUUCCCGGACGCCGCCAAGCUCGCCGCCGCGCCUUCCCCGACAUGCCGCACCGGCGCGGGACGCGCGCUGUCCUUCAGCGUGUCCAGGAACUGGUCCUCCAGUCGCCACGUGAACGCCAUGGCGGCGCACCUCGCGCCGCCGCCGCAGUCGCCCUCGGCCGCUUCCGCCGGCGCCGGGUGCGGGCUUGGGCUGGCCCUCUACACCAUGAGCUCGGUUCUCGUCUUCUGCAUGUGGGCGCUGGUUGCGGCGGUGCCGUGCCAGGACCGGGCGUCCGCGGCUUCCAAUCCCCCGGUGGCGCCGCCGAAGCAGGUGCAGUGGGCGGCGCCGAUGUCUGCUCUCCAGGAGCGGAUCGCCGACGAGUGGAGGAAAAAGGACAAGAAAGGGUCUUCGUCCGGGUUAGCGGCGAUGACGGGGCUCCUCGCCGAGAUGCAAGCCGUGGAGCGCGCCGCGCGGGAGCUGAGCAGUCUCCUCGAGGAAGUCGCCGAGGAGGAGGAGGAGGAGGAGCUGGUGAUGGGCGUGAGAGAGCAGCGCGCGGACGACGUGGUCGAGCGCGCCCAGGCUCUCGCCGCCGCGUGCCAUGCUCUGGAGGAAGGCCUCGCGCCGCUGGAGCGGCAGGUGCGCGCCGUGUUCCACCGCGUCGUCGCCAGCCGCGGCGAGGUGAUGCGCAUCAUGGAGCACAGCGCGCGCAGCAGCAGCGCGGCGGCGGCGGCAUCCGGAUCCAGCGCGUCGCCGCACCACCAUUCCUUCUGAAGUUCCGGCGUGCCGUCCGGUGGAGGGAAACCCAGGAUGGUCGUCGGUAGUUGAUUUGAUUUAAUUAGGAGGAUGCUUAAAAAAAACUUUUUUCUCUUUUUCCCGUACUCUACCAUUCUUUGAUUUUUAUCUGUUGCUGCCACCGCCGUCUUUGUGAUUUUGUAGAUUUGCCUGUAAAAACUAACUUUUUGUUGGGUUAGUGUUUAUUGCUGUUCAAUCUUUAUGCUGAAGAGCAAGAAAAAAAUUGUUGAAACUGGUGAAAUGAAAGUGUCAAGGAAUGCAGAAAUUGUAAAUCUCAAAUGAGGAUUUUCCUUCUUGCUCUUGAUUCUGAAUUUCAUCAUCAUAUAUUCAUGUCAUUUGAAGCCUGAUACAUUGAUAUCGUGCUGCACUUGCUUUGAUCUCUGCAGGACCGCAACUGUAAUCCAGACAAGCUGUUUCAGUCUCUCUGAUGAUCAGCUUGCAUCUGACGAACCAUUCAGACCAACCGUGUGCUGAUUUUGAUCAUUAGAAUAUAUUCAUAUCCUAUGAAGCCUGAUAUAAAUAUCUGUAUA
Messenger RNA from Oryza brachyantha (malo sina), 1893 nucleotides. RefSeq names its product protein ROH1-like. The transcript has a single exon. NCBI's taxonomy places the organism in Eukaryota, Viridiplantae, Streptophyta, Magnoliopsida, Poales, Poaceae. The coding region runs from base 95 to 1342 and encodes 415 amino acids. The record is from RefSeq and is a predicted model, not a curated record.